AUCAUCCACGUCGUGCAGCUUCGGUUCAAGCCAGACAUCGGCAAGGCCAAGAUUGACACUGUGCUUGAUGAUCUGAAAUCGCUCAAGCAUCAGUGUGUCCUUCCCGACACCAAAGAGCCAUACAUCAAAUCCAUCACCGCUGGAGCCGACAACUCCAUUGAAGGGUUGCAGAACGGGUUUACUCACAUGAUUGUCACCGAGUUUGAAACCGUCGCGCAUCGUGAUUAUUAUGCAAAGUCGGAUCCCGCUCAUCUGGCCGUGGGCGGUAGCUUGGGACCUGUUUUGGAAGGGUUGCAGGUUCUUGAUAUUGAUUCAUGA
This is a messenger RNA of Fusarium vanettenii 77-13-4, 318 nucleotides long. RefSeq lists its product as uncharacterized. The transcript has 3 exons. The annotation marks the transcript as partial. The record is from RefSeq and is a predicted model, not a curated record. Lineage: Eukaryota; Fungi; Ascomycota; Sordariomycetes; Hypocreales; Nectriaceae.